AUGCCAGCCAAAGGAGGCAACGCGAAGAAGGAGUCGGGCCGGGCGAAGAAGGCGGCCAACGAGGACAAGAAGGCUGCGGAAGCGGCUGCUCGCGCUGAAGCGGACGAAGCCGCACGCUGGGACGACCCCUCGGGCGGACGAGGCAAGACUGCCGCCGAGAAGAAAGCGGACAAGGCGGCGGAAGCCGCGCGCAAGGCUGAAGAGAAGAAGCGACUCGAGGCCGAAGACGACGCAUCGACUCCCGCAGCCAAGCCUUCUGCAGCCAAAGGCAAGGGAGGGAUCAAGAAGUCUGCGCUCAAGUCCGGAGGACCCACGGGCAUCGACUCUGCCAUCGCGUCGUUUUCGGCGUCGAACCUGGACGAUGCGCUGGAUGCCAUGUCGCUCGUCAACGAGCGCGGCGACAAGGCGAGCAAGGGCGCAGCUGCGGGUCAGAUCGAACGCCACCCCGAGCGUCGAUUCAAGGCCGCCUUCGAGGCGUACAAGGAGCGCGAAUUGCCCAUCAUCAAGGAGGAGCACAAGGGCCUCAGGUUGCAGCAGUACCACGAUCUGCUGUACAAGCAGUUCCAGAAGCAUCCGGACAAUCCGUUCAACCAGCUCACGGUUGCAUACGACGCCUCCAAGGACGACAAGCUCGCCGCGCUCGAGUCGAAGCGAUCCCAGACCGAGAAGCGUCUGCGCGAUGCCUAG
Molecule: messenger RNA, 687 nt
Organism: Moesziomyces antarcticus
Lineage: Eukaryota; Fungi; Basidiomycota; Ustilaginomycetes; Ustilaginales; Ustilaginaceae
Product: DUF1014-domain-containing protein
Exons: 2
Coding region: 1-687 (228 amino acids)
Biological process (GO): transcription by RNA polymerase II
Cellular component (GO): nucleus
Molecular function (GO): transcription coactivator activity
Source: RefSeq, a predicted model, not a curated record